This is a messenger RNA of Saccostrea echinata, 4744 nucleotides long. RefSeq names its product cyclin-dependent kinase-like 1. Gene Ontology annotation, cellular component: nucleus. Gene Ontology annotation, molecular function: cyclin-dependent protein serine/threonine kinase activity; ATP binding. The record is from RefSeq and is a predicted model, not a curated record. The coding region runs from base 464 to 1534 and encodes 356 amino acids. Lineage: Eukaryota; Metazoa; Mollusca; Bivalvia; Ostreida; Ostreidae. The transcript is spliced from 9 exons. Gene Ontology annotation, biological process: protein phosphorylation.
UCCAUUAUGGCGACGGACUUAGAAAUUCAUAAUGGCCGAAGAAAAUGUUAUAGAAUACAAACAAGCGAAUGACUUUCUCAUCAGAAAAUAUGUAGAUGCCCAGUGAUUAUGUUUAGCUAACAAAAUUCCGUACUUGCAUCUUCCAAAGAAUGCUGUAAUUGGUAAAAUUGGUAACGAAAUUUGUGUGUUACGAAAAGGUUCGUUCUUGUUUAUGCUUCAGGUAGCAACACGAUAUACUGUUUGAAAUGACAGCUGACAUUAUCCUGUAGCUACUGCUUUUGUAAAACAUCUAGUCUCAAGAAGAUUAGCAGCUGUUUUUGCCAAAGUCUGGUGCCGUGUUACACGAACUUCUCAGAAGCUGUUGUAUCAUAGGUCAUAUAUUAGCACUUCUCUAGUCAAAACAUAGUGUUCCGAGCCAAAAAUCACACAUUUUAUGCACAUAUAAACUGCAUCCAUUGCCAAUAUGGAAAAAUAUGAGAAAAUUAGCAAAAUUGGUGAAGGUUCUUAUGGUGUUGUGUUUAAGUGCCGGAACAGGGAGACGGGGACGCUUGUUGCUAUCAAGAAGUUUGUGGAGUCUGAGGAAGAUCCACUAAUAAAGAAAAUAGCCAUGAGAGAAAUCAGAAUGUUAAAGCAACUGAAGCAUCCUAAUUUGGUCAACUUAAUUGAAGUGUUCAGAAGGAAGAAACGUCUCCAUCUAGUUUUUGAAUAUGUAGAUCAUACGGUGCUAAAUGAACUGGACAGGCAUCCAAGGGGGGUGCCAGAGCCACUUGUCAAGAGAAUUAUAUAUCAAACUCUGCUGGCAGUGAAUUUCUGUCACCAACACAAUUGUAUACAUAGAGAUGUGAAACCUGAAAAUAUCCUAAUAACACGACAGGGGCAAGUCAAACUCUGUGAUUUUGGGUUUGCCAGGGUUUUGACUGGACCUGGAGAUGAAUAUACAGACUAUGUAGCCACUAGGUGGUACAGAGCCCCUGAAUUGUUAGUGGGGGACACGUGCUACGGUCCCCCAGUAGAUAUCUGGGCAAUAGGGUGUGUGUUUGCCGAGUUACUGACGGGUCAGGCAUUAUGGCCAGGAAAGUCAGACGUAGACCAGCUUUACCUUAUAAAGAAAACUCUAGGAGACUUACUACCUCGUCAUGAGGAGAUUUUCUCCAACAACACAUUCUUCAAAGGAAUGACCAUUCCAGAGCCUGAUAGAAUGGAAUCGCUGGAAGAAAAGUUUCCCAACAUUACUUCAACAGCUAUGAGCUUUAUGCAGGGGUGUCUAACUAUGGAUCCAGCGCAGCGGUUAAGCUGCACCACACUUUUGCAGCAUCCAUACAUGGACCAAAACAAAGAAAUCUAUGAUGCACCAAACCGCAAAGAAAAGUCCGAGAGAAAGAAUAAAUCUAUUUCUCGUGCCAGUAACCACUAUUACCAUCCACAGCUGCCGCAGUUGACAGGGAACCCUGGUUUUAACAUGUCUACCUCCCCUAUACCAGCCUCCAAGUUCAACAAGAAACACAAAUAUGACCACCACCUUCCCAACAUCUGACUUUUCGGCCAAGGGGUUCUACGUCAUGACAACUAGACUGAGGAAGCUAGCAUGAUGUCGUAUCCUGGAGGCCUAUUCACAUCGGGAGCAAUGGAACUUUUGUUUGUGGUGUAUAUGUAAAACUUUUGUCAAGCACGUUUGGAGCUUUUCUCUAAUUUUUUUUUUUGUUCAGCCAUUUUUGGGAUGUUCAAAACAGCCUCCUUAUUGACUUCAUCUUGAUAAACAUGACGGAAAAUUGGGACGAUUUUUCAUCAUCCAUUUUAAUGUUUAAUGAAAGAUUGUAUUGAUACCGGUAGAUAUAUAUAAAUAUAUAUAUAUAUAUUGAUUACAUGAUUUGUAUGCGAUAAAAUUUUGAUGUUUUAAUCAGUCUCAAUUUUUUAAAACAUUAUUGUUUUCUAAUUUUGUUACAGGAAAGAUAUCAUGACAUGUUUUUUUUUCCAGUUUAUCAUGACAUUUUCCUAUAUAUAUGUCGAAGGAUUUUCCCUCCAUCAAUUGAUAGUACAAUUUAUAAUUUUGCCUGUACUCUGCUCUAUUUAUUUUUUAAUUGGUUUACUAUUAUACAUGAUUGCAUCAGGUGACUGGUAUAUUUUGUAAAAUUUGUUGUUUUAGUAUACAUGUGUGAAUGUGUUGUGGUAAUACAUGUACUGGUAUAUGUUACUUUUUUGGGGCAUAAAUUUAUUAAUUCAUGAUGUGAAAUAUGUAUAGAUGUUAUCACAUGUUAGAGCAAAUCAUACUGUAUGCAUAUUGCAAGAAGGAUACUUAUAAUCUAAAUUAAAAAAAACAAAAACAAAAACAAAAUACUAUCAAUAAUUCCCCAUUCUAAUUUCUGAUAAAUUCAGGAAAGUAAAAAAAAAAUCAUAAAAGUUUGCUUUUUUUAAUAAAACAUCUAUGCUCAGUUAAAAAACAUUAGGAAAAAUUAUUAUUUGUAUCCUUCUUGUGCAGUUUAAUUGUUCAUUGAGGUAAUUUUGUCCAUGGAAUCAGAAUGUUCAUGCAUCAUUAAGGAGGUUGUUUUGAAUCUUUUGCACCAUAUAGCUAACAAUUUUAUCCUAAUUUUGAAUAUUUAAUAAGGUAAAUAUUCACAAGAGGUUUUUUUUUUAAUAUCUUGUAUAUCAAAUAGAUUAGUGAAGAGAAAAAUGCUUUAAGAAAGGAAAUUGAGUGAUUUGUUUGAUCUUUCCACUUAAGAUUCUAGAAAUUUUUAGUUAAGCAUGAAUGAGACUAGCGUGAAGUGAAAAAAAUAUUGUUGAAUAACAAUUAAAGCCAUAUGUCUAUUAGAUUUACAGUAUAUCCAAAUAGUACAGUAUCAAUGCUUAAAUAUAAUGCUAGAAUACAAAUAACAUAUAAUGCAUUAGUUAAUUUUUUUUUUGAGGUUAAGGGUGAUAGAAAACAUUUGCAACAUUCUUUCAAAAGAAAAGCUUUAAUCAGAGAAAGUUGCAAAGGUUGAAGCAUUAACAUGAUCAAAAUUGUAGGUAGUUUGAAUCUUUUGUUCAGAAGCUGUAUUUUUAUGAUGUAUUUUGUUUAGAACAGAUAAAACAGAAAAGAAAAUGGCAAUUAAGGGAGUUGGAAGUUGAUCUAUUAAGAUUUACUGAUUGGCUUUUGUAUGCAAAUAGACAGAUUUCAUGUAAAAAAAAAAGUUAUUAAAAAAAUAUCAAAUGUCUAUUUUAAAAGCUAACAGCAUCAAUAAUUCUGCUAUUAGAAAUAAGUUUGUUUAAAAAUAAACAAAGUCUCAGGAUGGCAUAUAGGAAUAAGUUUGAUGUAUUAGAUGGCUCCAAUGCUUUGUUUUCCCCCAUCAGACACCAGCUUUAUAGAGUGAUAUUUCAGGCACAUCUUGUGUACUAACCCCUGCUUCCCUCAGCACUAAUUUCUCUCUGCCUUUCUCCGUUGCUUCCGACGUUGCCUCCCAAAGAAAAACAAAAAAAAUUCAUCAUAGCAACGACUUGUCGAAAUAUGGUGUAGGUGAUUUUUAAGUUUUCAUAUUGUAUUAAACCAUAAUUCCACUCUCCAUUUCAGGGCUUGUUUUUCAAAUAAAUUGUUUUGUUUUGAUGUCAUCUGCCAUUUUUUGAUCAUGUAAAUAAUAUGCUUUGUGUAGAUAAUAUAUAAAUAUACUUGUAUAACCUCAUGAAUUUCAAUUUUUUUGUAUAGAUUGUAGAUCUUUUUCUUGGCUAAUGAUGUAAAUAUGUUGUUGCCUUUGACACGUAUUUUACAUUCCGUAUAACAAAUAUGUAUGUAUGUAUAUAUAUACUCAUGGAAUCAUAUCUGGUUGUAAGGAGAUCGCAUUGAUCUGAUCAGCUUUAACUUUUUUUAUAUUUAUUUGUGAUAAAACAAAAGCUACACAGUUAUCUGUAGCCAAUGAAACACACCAUGUCUGGGGCUGAGUGCAAAAUUACCAGGCAUAUCAGUUAUGCUUUCCUGCAGACAGAAUGAUUUGUCUUGUAAUUCAGAGGAAAGGAAAUAUUUUUUAACCAUUCCAGCAUGGGACAUAGAUAAUUGGUUUUCAGAGGAUUUAUUUAUUUAUUUUUUUUUUUCCUGGCAAUUUACAGUAGAUGAAAACAGUUAUGAGGAUUGUAUUCUAUUGUUUCUAAUGAACAAAACUUUGGAUCUGAUUUGGAAUUUUUUUUUUAAUUCUCUGUCCAUGUAGAUUGGUAAUUCAAGGAGAGUAGAAAUACUAAAUAACAUUAUUUUCCGUGAAUUCAAAUGCCUGUUUUUUAAUUGCCUUUGAUUUCUACCCCACAUGAAUGUCUAACUAAAUCUUAUCUCUUUAGACAUGAAUAGGUCUAUAUUUAUAUCUAUUGAUUAUCAAGUAGAUGUAGACUUUUAUGAUUGUUUUCUAAGGGUUUUUUCCCUUUCUGCACAUUUUUUAUGGUGAAAAAUUUAUUUAGGGAAAUAGGUUUAUUUUCUUUCUUUCAAAAGCAAGGAAAUUGUAGUAAACUUUAAAUGUGUUAAAGGGAGACAACCAUGUAACAGACAACACAUGUGCUGCAUCUUUGGUUUUUUUUUAAUUUUAUUUUUUGGUACCUUUUGGGUUCCUUCAUAUUGUGGCUGUAUUUAGUCUAUUAGAAGCACCUGGUCUAGAUGUAAUAGUUUUAUGGCCAAAGGUAGAAUGGGAAAUUAUUAUCAUUAUAUUUUCUGAUGUCAGUCUUUUUAAAAAAAUAAUAAUUCUAUCAUUUUAAAUUGUUAUUUGUAUUUAGAAAUUAAAUGUUAUCAGUACAAUCA